Molecule: messenger RNA, 3262 nt
Organism: Podarcis muralis (Common wall lizard)
Lineage: Eukaryota; Metazoa; Chordata; Lepidosauria; Squamata; Lacertidae
Gene: NXPH3
Product: neurexophilin 3
Molecular function (GO): signaling receptor binding
Source: RefSeq, a predicted model, not a curated record
CCUAAACUGGGCAAGGCAGAGGCAGAGCGCAAUCUUCUCUAGGACGCUGUUGCCAACUUUGGAGCUCUGCGCUGAGUUUCCAAGUUUGCCAGGCAGGCAGGCAAGGGGUUAAGGCAGGGCUCGUCGGCUCCAGUGGUGGCACCUGUCAGUGGGAGGGAGCUAGUGAGGAGAGGGAGAGAGGGAGAAAGAAAAGAGCGAGGGACUGGAGUGAGUUUUGCCAGAGUCUCCGGCAAAGCAGGGAGCAGACAGGAGGCAGCCCCAUGGAGCUCUCCAACUGCAGAGGUUGAGAUAGUGGGGCUGUUCCUGCUUCCCUUAUUUUUCUGUUUUGCCCAUCCAUGCCUGGCUGGAAGGAGGCGGCCAGAUGGAACCUGGAAAGGGGAGAUCCUAGGAAGCCAGAGGCCAGAUUAUAAACAGCAGCAGCAGCAGCAGCAGCAGCAGCAGCAAGGAAGCACAACAGAUUUAGCCAGAUAUCGAUAAGAGGAGGGGAAAGGAGGAGGAGAGGCUGAAAAGAAAAUGCAGCUGACACGGUGCUGUUUCAUAUUCCUCAUCCAAGGGAGCAUCUAUCUGCUGGUGAUUUGUGGCCAAGACGAGGCAACGGAGGAAGAGGAGGAGGAAAGUGGGAAGUCGCCCAAAGAGCAACCAAGAUCCCGGGUACAAAAGAAAAAAGGCCAGCUCUCCUUGAAACCUUCUGCAGCCCAAUCUCACUUCCAGAACACCAGUCUCCUGGAGUUGGCCUCCAACAACGCCCAAGAGUUUUGGGACGUCUUAGAGAGCUUGUCCAAGCACAGCCAGGGCGUGCAGCCCCGCGGCCGGAGGGACUCCAUCGGAAACCCCGGACGGCUCAAGAAAAUAUUUGGCUGGGGUGAUUUCUACUCCAACAUUAAGACGGUAAAGCUGAACCUCUUGAUCACAGGGAAAGUGGUCGACCACGGGAACGGCACGGUCAACGUCUUCUUCCGGCACAACUCCACCGGGCAGGGAAACAUCUCCGUCAGCCUGGUGCCCCCCAACAAAGCUGUGGAGUUUGACCUCGAACAGCAGAUCUUCAUCGAGGCCAAAGAAUCCAAGAUCUUCAACUGCCGGGUGGAGUACGAGAAAGUGGACAAAGCCAAGAAGACCACCCUGUGCACUUAUGACCCUUCCAAAACCUGCUACCUGAACCACACGCAGAGCCAGGUCUCCUGGGUUUGCUCCAAGCCCUUCAAGGUCAUCUGUAUCUAUAUCACCUUCUACAGCAUAGACUACAGGCUCGUGCAGAAAGUGUGUCCCGACUACAACUACCACAACAAUGUUCCUUAUUACCCCUCCGGGUGACCAUGUACCUUUCCCAUCUCAGAAGCGUCCUGUAUCCCAAGUACAACUUUGAUUUGGGGUUGGGCGAGGAAGGAAGGGGGUGGGGCUGCAAGCAGAGAGGAGGACCUCUGCAGCACCAGACACAGUGGCAAAGCCUCCAGCAUCUGCUGAAAGGCAGGGGGGUUCAGGGGGGAGUUUGAGAGCCCCCAAGCAAGCAUACCAUCCUGGAAACACCUUUCCCACCCGCUCACCUGUCCGCCAGCUUUCAUGCAUUCCGGGCUAGCCCAAAACAUGCAAAUGCUCCAAGUGGGAAACCCAAGCUGCGCUCCUGCCCUCGUCCCUACUGCUUAACAAGUGGGACAUUUCCUCCCAGUAAGAGAUUCUGCUGUGUGAGCCUCAAAUGGGGCUUGCGCAGGAGGAAACUGCUCCCUGCUCCCAGAGCAAGGCACGGCCUCUCCGUUCCUCAGCCAGUGGGUGUCGUGGUCUUGUUGCUGAGCAACAACGUGCAGAGCUUAGGGGAGUGGGAGACCAGCCAACCAGAAGAGUCUCUUAGAGGGAAUUUGCCUGGAGGCAGAGUCAGCAUCCAAAGUCAGGUCCAGUCCUAGGGUUGGGAGAGCAGCAAUCCACGUGGUCAGACGGUCCAGGGGUCAGGAAACCCAAAGAUCAAGGGUCAAGAUGAGCAACAAGGCAGGGCCAGGAACUACAAGUGUUGUUUCCGGCACCUGACUGCUGCUGGAAGCUCUGCUGAAGAAGGCUGAAGCCAGCUGGUUCUCAUCAGCGCCUUCUCCUGUGUCCUGGAAGGCUGGUCAGCUGCAGAUGGAGUCACUCUGCCUUCUCCCCCUUCAGGCUGCUGUUCAGCAGGUGAAGCUGGCUCCUGGCCCAUGAUACUGGGCAGUGGGAGGGCGCCCAGCUCCAGCAAAGGGGACACUUAGGAGCUCACUUUAAGCUCCUUCAAAGAUACAUCCACCCCACACCUGAAAUCACAUAUGAUGUCAGAUGUAGGUUGGAUGGGCAUGGUUUCAAGGAGAAUCGACUUGCAGGCCAAAUUGGGAUUCCUGGUGAGCCACAACUGGCCCAUGGUCAGAGGUUCAUCACCCCUGGAAUAAAGGAUGGAUCAGAUCACUUAGUCUGCUGACCAUAAUGGCUCCCAAAAGACAUCACUUCGGGCUUCAUGUCCCUCCACCCACUGGAUUGGAAACAGGAAAAGUGGAUUGAAUUACUAGAACAUUUCGGGUUCCAAAAGGGCCCUUGCUGAAUCAUACACUGCCCUUUCAGUUCCCUGGUAUAUAGAUGGGAGAGCCUGGCUUCCCCUUCUUUCCCCCAUUUAAUUGUCCCUAAGCCGCCCCCCUCCUCUGACCUUGUUAUGGCCAAGUCCUAGCUACCUUGACGGGUAAAGUUUUCUAGCAGAGGCCUCUGAAUAUAAUUUAUCUGCUUCUAUAGAAUAUCCAUCAAGCAACCAAGGGCUUGGGGGCAAGGAGCAGUGCAGGAAACAAAUGCGACCCAAAUAAAUUAGUAGCGCUGUCACUCCAUUUAGAAGAAAUCUCAGUUUGUUUAGUACGAGGAACUUAAAACAAAUGGUCGGCAUUUGCAUAAAGCCAAGUGGGACGGAGGCACUGAAAGGUGGGGCGGGGAUCACAGCGCUCUAACUCAGAUCUAUCACCCCCCGGGGGCCCGGAAACCCCAAAUCUAAUUUCCGUGGUGAUGAGAAGAAAGCAAGGAGGAAGCCAGCUCCUGAUUCUGCAUCCUCAUGCUGUGCUGGCGAGUUGGCAAUUUCCACUUAAACGAAGGCAUAUGCUUCCUCCUUUCUUAUGCCUACCAGAGAGUAUGCCUUUUCAAGAUUUUGCCACCCUCCUCCAUUGCUGCUGGGUGAUGUUGCACAGACCACAGCAAACACCAUCUAAGGUAAAAGGUAAAGGACCCCUGGACGGUUAAGUCCAGUCAAAGGCAACUAUGGGGUUGCAGCACUCAU